Molecule: messenger RNA, 2282 nt
Organism: Erigeron canadensis
Lineage: Eukaryota; Viridiplantae; Streptophyta; Magnoliopsida; Asterales; Asteraceae
Product: probable glutamate carboxypeptidase LAMP1
Exons: 12
Coding region: 28-2148 (706 amino acids)
Molecular function (GO): carboxypeptidase activity
Source: RefSeq, a predicted model, not a curated record
UAGCAGUUGACUACCAAAACUAUCACCAUGUUAAGCAGCAAGAUGAUUAUGAUAGUCAUAGCAGCCAUUGCUCUAUGUUUCAUCUUCACUGCAACCCCACCAAAGUCCUACUACCAUUCACUAUUCAUCUCCCCAUCACUAUCCAACAAUGCAUCCAUAUCGCGCCACCUUUACACCCUCACCCGUCGUCCUCACCUCGCCGCUACUGAAGCCAAUGCGGAGGCGGCUUUGUAUGUCUUGUCGACUUUUUCCAAUAAUCAAAUCAAAUCUCACCUAGCAGAAUAUGCAGUCUUACUAACUUACCCAGACUCCCGUUCAAUGACUCUAAUUCGCCCGUCCCCAGAACCCUCCACCACUUUCAGUCUUCGUCAAGAGGUCUACGAAGGAGACCCCUACGCUGACGUUGCAGACCAAGUGGUACCCACAUUUCAUGCGUACGCCAAGUCAGGUACCGCAAAGGGACCUGUGGCGUACGUGAACUAUGGACGUGUAGAGGACUAUACAACACUGAACGAGAUUGGGAUCAACGUCUCAGGUGCUAUCGUGUUGGCAAGAUAUGGGAAGAUAUUCAGAGGUGACAUUGUAGAGAAUGCAUAUAAUGCAGGUGCGACCGGGGUGUUAAUAUAUACGGAUAGGAAAGAUUAUGGUGGGGCCGGGGGAGAUACAAAGUGGUUUCCGGAUGACAGGUGGAUGCCACCAAGUGGCGUCCAGGUGGGCACCGUGUAUAACGGGGCGGGUGAUCCGACAACGCCAGGCUGGCCUAGUACUAUAGAAGGUUGUGAGAGAUUAUCUAGGGAUGAAGUGGAAAAGAGAGGAGAUGUUCCAUUGAUACCUUCAUUGCCUAUAUCGGGUACUGAUGGUGAAGAGAUCUUAAGGUCGAUAGGUGGAAUGGUGGCUAACAACGAUUGGCAGGGUGACAAAUAUGCUCCGGUUUACAGGGUUGGACCAGGGCCUGGAAUUAUAGAUCUCAGUUAUAAGGCAAAAGAAGUCAUAAGCAAAAUUCAAAAUGUGAUAGGGAUACUUGAAGGAGCAGAGGAACCUGAUAGAUAUGUUAUCCUGGGUAAUCACCGGGAUGCCUGGACUUUUGGAGCUGUUGAUCCCAGCAGUGGCACUGCUGCUCUGCUAGAGGUUGCCGAGAGACUAGGGAAGCUGCAGAAGGAAGGUUGGAAACCUCGAAGAAGCAUAAUCUUUUGCAAUUGGGAUGCAGAGGAAUAUGGACUGGUGGGAUCAACAGAAUGGGUUGAGGAAAACCGAGAAAUGUUAGCAUCAAAAGUCGUUGCUUACUUGAAUGUUGACUAUGCGGUUGAUGGUCCGGGAUUUAAGGCCUACGCAACUCCACAGCUUGAUCAAUUGAUUAUAGAAGCUACAAAACGGGUUCAAGACCCAGACAACUCAUCACAAACAGUCUACCAAUCAUGGGUCAAAAAUAUGACUUAUCCUGAGAUGGGACGCUUAGGAGAUGGACAAUCAGACGAUGCCGCAUUUCUGAUUCAUGUUGGCAUUCCUGCAGCAGACAUAUGUUUUGCAAAUAGAUACCCGGUCUACCACUCGAUGUAUGAUGACUUUGUGUGGAUGAGCAACUUUGGCGACCCAAUGUUUAGUAGACAUGUAGCAGCGGCAAGCAUUUGGGGUUUGGUUGCUCUUCGGCUUGCUAAUGAAGAAAUUUUGCCUUUAAACUAUGAUUCUUAUGUAUAUGAGCUUCAGAAGGGUGCAGAAGACUUGGACUCUACAUUAUCAAAUCAGAGCAUAAGCCUAAUUCCCUUGUUUAAAUCUAUAGAGAAUAUGAAAAGAGCAACUAAACAAAUAAAUGAUGAAAUCAAGGACAUAAAAGAUAAGAAAAGUUGGGUAUUCAUGUGGAAAAAGCAACCUUGGAAACUGAGAGAAAUAAAUGACAGAUUGAUGAUGGCAGAACGUGCACUUACAGAUAAGGAAGGACUUUCAGGAAGACCUUGGUAUAAGCAUCUGAUCUAUGCUCCAUCAAAGCACAACAACUAUGGAUCUAAAUGCUUUCCGGGGAUAGAUGAUGCCAUUCAAAAUGCUGAGAGACUGAACACUGAAGAUUCUUGGAAUUUGGUACAGCAUGAAAUUUGGAGAGUCUCUAGAGCAGUCACACAGGCAUCACUAGUUCUUCGUGGUGGACUAACAUAAGUAUUAUUGAGUUAUUAUUGUACAAUCUGAGUUUCUCUGUUAACUUUAUCAUACGAUGUCGUAAGUUCUGAAUUAUCAUACAUUGACUAUCUAGAGGCUUGACCAUAACAUAUCUAAGAAGUCCUGUUUAAAUU